UGAACACUGUGCACUGAGAAUCCACACUCAAGGCCGAUUCACACACAUCAGUGACGUACAAGUGUCGCGUCCGUUCAGUGCUUCAGUGUCAGUGAAAAAAAAAAUAAAUAUCGUUGCCUUGAAUUCAACCGAAGCAUUUACACACGGCCGGCGCAGUACCGUGUUUGGACUCUGUGGCUGUUACGUCUUCGUUCCGUGAAGUUGAGUAUCGUCGCCACCAAUAUUUUCUAGAUUUUCACGGACGCCGGACGAUCUCGAGUGUUAUGAGCUGUCAAGAAAAUGGAUGACGAACUACUUAUUGAAUUGGUGCGAAACCUUCCUGUUCUGUAUGAUGUAAUUGUCACAACGCAAAUAUAUGGAUAGCAGUUUUCGGACAUUCUGAAGUACUAGAAAAAUUUUAUUUCAUCAUCAAUUGGUUCCUUGUACAAAGUCGCAAACUCUCCUUCACUUUCUCUUUUCUUCCACGCUUCAAGUACCCACUUUUUUUUCACUCUUUGUUCUGUCUCCUCGUCUUUAUUCUUUGUCAUUACAUUCAGACCCUGCUCCACCCUAGUGGUGCUCUGCAUUCAUCAAGAAUUAUGGCAAUCAUUGCCAAGUCCACGUCUGUAAACUUUGCCAUCUUCGAAAUUACUGACCAUGGUGUACGGAGUCACCACGGAUAUGUAUGAAUAGACGCCACAGAAGCGACACGGAUAUCACUGAACGAUACUGAUACGGCACUGAUAUGUGUGAAUCGACCCUUAGUUGUGACGAGAAUAGUAGUUAACAGCGUCGUUAAUUAAGUUAGGUACUGAUGUUUUGCCAGGUUUGAGAGACAUGUCUUACCUCACCAUCUUUCCUUUCUAUCUGCUAGCCCAGAGGUGUCGAGGACUACAUUUCCCAGUACCCAAGACCCUUCAGACACAUCACUCUUGACUCUCCUCCGUUGCGACCGGAAGACGAAAAUGGCAGCCCGUCUGUCUGCGCAGUGCAGGGGCCAAGCACCACAAGGGUAAAGAACAGCAGAAAUGUCUCUUGUCCACUGUACCGUGGCCCACCAGGGUUGAGACAAGAUGCCAUUCAAAGGCGCAGUGCCUGGCUUCAGAUGAAGUACAGACAGCGCAUGAAGCUUCAAAUGAAGCGUAAAAAAUUGUAAGUCAACAAAUAGAACAAUUAAAGUUGAAUAAAGCCGAAGCUCAUUCAUCUGUGCCUUCAACACAAGUAACCACUGCUGCCACCAUCAGGCAGAAUCUCCCGCCCUUACUCAAGCUCCUGGACCCACAGGACAGAGGGAUCUUUACUCCACGUCCUUUGCUGACAGUCACUUUGCGAGACUAUCUUGGAGCCUCCAACUUAACCUUGGAAAUACCCAGUGAAGGGAUACAGGCUUCAGAGCUAACUUACAUGGUCCUGCAGCAGCAACGAUACCCACAUGAAGCUCUUCCUACCCACCGCUACCACGUUCUGCAAGUGUUCACGCCGCACUGUGUAUACAGUGUGGCUCCUGAUGAAAUAGUGAUGCCUCAGCCUCCUCUCAGGGCCGUCACCGCGCACAUUAACUCUACUUAUCUCCUCACUGUCGAUGCUUCUCACUAUAAGAUAGAGGAGGAUGAGAAGUUAGAGUACUGCCAAGAGCUGCUGCCGUGUUCCAAGGAGCUGCAGGAAUCACGCUACUCUGAGGUGCUCAAGGGCCGGCGCAUUGCAUUGCAGGCAAGAGUCACAGCCAGGGAGGACAUGCUUCGUUUUCUUGAGUGUGUAAAGGGAGGGAAGCUGCAGGUGGAGGGCUGUAGUGUGGAUGAGGCAGUGGAAGAGCUGGUUCGUCAUGGCUUCUACAGUGACCCUGAGGAGAUGGUGUACAGAUGUGGUGAGCUGGAUGAGUUCUGGAAGGAAAGUUAUGAGGAUGGGUAUGUGGGAUGGCACCAGCAGGAUUGCCUCCCUCACCAGGCAACCAGUGAGGCACCCAAGUUAGUCAGGGAGCAAGGAACACAGUACAUCACACCAUCAGACAUGGGGCCCUACAGACGUCAUUGGUACCCGGAUUAUUCAUACUUGAGGCAGGCUGUUAUUGCAGCAAAGACUAAGAGCCGGCUGUUAGAGCAGUUGACAGAAGAACUUCACUCCUACCGCCACCACUUUCACCAUCUCGACUCCAUCACUCCCAAGGAGCUCUUCGCUGAUGACAGAGAGACUCUCCUUGAAUGCUUGUAUGAAGAAGCUCAGAUUGAGCAAUUGAAGGUAGAGCAGCAGGCACUCUUCCAGAGUAAGUUGGAGGCCAAACAGUACCAUGUUUCCAGCGACCACCUGGCUGGUGUCACUAUUCUCAAGCAGCUACCAACAAACUUUAAUGAUUUUCGGUUUUGUCUUGAUAUAUUUACUUAUGUUCUAACCACUCAUGCCUAUGAUCUUGCCCUGAAGAUGGCCAUCAAAGAGUUUUGUGACAUGCGUGGUUAUUAUCUCUUCAGGACUUUUCUCCUGAAGAUGAUUAAGAAGAACAGGAGGGAAAUAUUAGAAGUAUUAGAGAACAGUAAAAAAAUGUCAUUUAGCUUCUCUGAUACGAUUUCUGCUGCCAAUCCUGUAGUUGGUGGGAACCUCUUUGAUGUUCCUUCUUGGCAGUCAGAUGAUGAGGUGGGACCUAUUCCAAGUAAGCAACCUGAAGUACCAGCUACUUCUGGACUCCCUACUGACACAGCACUGCAUCACAAAGACAAAACAUACGGAAACAAAGGAAAGGGAUUUCUAUCUCGAGACAGAAAAAAAACUAGCCAGCAGCAUGUGAGAAGUAAUGUACAACACCACAGAACUGGUACAGUGCCAAGGCACCACAGAUCUGGCCCUAAAUCAGGUCACCACAGAACUGCCACUAAAUCAAGACAUCGUAAAACUGUGACCUCAUCUAGGCAUCAAAGAACUAGUACAAUAUCAAGACACCACACAACUGUGACCUCUUCAAAGUACCGUAGAACUGUUAUUUCCUCAAGGCACCACAGAACUGUUAUCUCAUCAAGGUACCACACAACUGUUACUUCUUCAAGGUACUGCAAAACUGUUACUUCCUCAAGAACUAGUACAAUACCAAGGCACCACAGGCCAUCUGACACUAAAGCAAGGCGCAGCAGAACUGACACUACUUCAAGACAUCAAAGAACUAGUACUUCCUCAACACAUCACAGAACUCGCAAUGUAUUCAGGCACCACAGAACCCACACUACAUCAAGGAAACACAGACCGCAUGGCACCAAGGCAAGACACCACACAACUCACACCACAGCAACACACCACAGAAUCCACACCACAGCAAGGCACCAGAAAACUCACACCACAGCAAGGCACCACAGAACUCACACUACAUCAAAGAAACAUACAUCACCUGGCAAUACAACAAGACACUGCAAAACUCACACUACAUCAAGGCACCAUAGGCCACCUGGCACCACAUCUAGGCACCACAGGACUGGUACAUCAUCAGGGCAGCAUCCAACUAGCACCAUACCUCACCACAUGCCUAGCACUGUACCCGAGCAUGAUAUAGUUUUGGAAAGAGACUAUAAAGGAUACAAGACAGUACAUGGUGAAGGCAGUAGUGGUCACAAAAAGCAUGUUGUCUCACACCCAUAUGGCAAUGGCAAUGACUCAUUUUUCAGUAAUACUCAUGAUGAUGAAAUCAAGCAAAUAUUUGAAGGAAGUAGUGAAGAUGAGACUGCAGCACCAAGUAGUGGUGAAAGAAUCAGUCACAAUAAGGAUCGAGGCAGUCAUGCUGCAGAAACUGACAACAGUGAGUGUUAUUCCAUAACAUCAAAUGAUAACAGUGACAGUGAUCAAGACAUUGUGCAUUAUGGAGGGGAUGAUUCUGAUGUUCAUUCAACAAGUUAUAAUUCUAAUAAAAAAAAGAAAGCUAUGAUAUUAAGCACCAGUGGUAGGGUACCUAACAGUUUUUAUGAGUUUGGUGACUCAUCAAGUGACAUCAUAAGUUAUGACACAUCAAGUGAUGAUGAAGACAGUGGCUCAGGUGUAAGUGAUGAAAAAGAACAACCCCAUGUUGCUCUGAAUAAUGGGACUGAUACUGAUGCAAUGACCCUCGCUGGUUACAUGAAGCAGAAUUCUAAUAAUGCAGAAACAGUUGAUCAUCACAGAAAAAGCUGAUGCUGCUGAAAAAAAGAAGAAAGAUAACAAGAAAAUGCACGAGAAAGAAGAGUCUCUAUGGGAACCAGUAGCUCUAACAAAACCUGAACAACACCUGACAUCUUGGGGACCACUGAAACUCAUCUAUGAUAACCUUAGCAGCCUUCUUAAAAAGUGGGACCAUUACAGAUAUUUGGUGCGAGUCUUCCAUAGAGCUUUCAAAUUAGAGUGUGAGAAGUGGCGUGAGGUUGUAAAGAGGACAUACAGGCUUCUAACUCCAAAGUUUCGGGAGAUGGAAAGGCGAAGGGAAGCUAAGAAUAAAGGUUGUUGGUACAAGUUGUCCACACCACGUAUGAAUACAAGAGAGAAAUACCAAGGCAGGAAGAGUCCUUGUGGCACUGAAUUACAAUGGGUGCAAAAUCAUGUUCACUGGCUGAUGAAAUAUGACAUGACUUUGAAUCUCAAACACCAUGCUUUGGUUCGCUUCCUGCUUAAGAAAAAAGCCAGCCAGGCCAAGUGAGGCUUGUACAAGGAGGAAGAUGUCUAAGCAAUGACCUAUAAAGGAGUAUUUUAUUGUCUUAAAUUUCAGUGGAUGAAAAUCAAGAUAAAGAAUAAGGCAAAGACAACAUAGAUGAAAAAGGAACAAGGAGGAAAUAUGUCUUUCUCCACUGGUAUACAAGAAAGAAAACAGUAAUGAAAUAUUUCUUAAUCAUAUACUCAAAAAUGGCAUUCAUGAGUAUACAGUUCAGUUGUGUUCAAAAUGGAAAGUUUGUUUCUUAGAAUAAAUGUAUUUAUCUCUCAAGAUUCUACAAGAGGUAACAAAGUUGCUGUGGUUUCUGCUGAGAGCACAUUGAAACUGAAUGAUGUGGUAAACCUGAAAGUCUUCUCAGUUUUCACUGCAGAGAAUGGAUAGAUUUUUUGAGAUUCACUCGAGUUUCAUCUAUAUGUCUGUUUUUGGAACUUUAAACCUCAAGUGAUUAUUUUCAUUUUAUGGAAUGCUUUGCCAAAACAAGCUGCAGCAUAUUGCUUUUUAUUGACCAUGAAGCUAUAUAAUACUUACAUAUAUUUCAUAAUUACAACCUUUUUAUAAAUUAGGAUAAGGUAUACAGAACAUCAGUUUCUGAUAUUUCACUGUACAUAUGCAGACACACUCACACACACACACACACAUAAUGAAGACCACACAUCAUCAGGAGGAAAAGAAGUCAGAGAUGUUGCCAUACAUGCAUUUAGUUUCUCCUCCAGCAUACCCUUUGCUGUUACCAAUUAGUUUCCCACUAAAACAUUAAAUAACCCCACAAAAUGCAUGUAAUUCUCCUAUUAACAUAUACAUGUUAACAAACCAAUCAGUCAUGUUCAUCUGUAAACACUUCAAUGCAAAUGGAGGAAUACACACACUGUAAACAAACAUGCACAACAUCCCUGUAUCAUCCAGGGUAAUAGAUAUUCCCACAUUUUAUAACCAUGCUGUACCCCAAGAGUGAACAUAUUUGAAGAUUAUGUUUUGUGUAUCUAUUAACCCUCACUGAGCCAAAUUCCUAUUCAUGUCCCAGGCUGAGAUCCCUCCUAAGAAGGAUUUUGCAUUUGCUUCAUUACACAAAUAGAACAUAUUUCCUAAUCCUGUUGAUCUGAUCCUUACAGUGUGUGAAGAAUACAAUGGCAGUAUUCUUCCAGCCUGACUAUAGAAUGUGCAACCAAACUGUUCUCCUUUACCAACUUCACUGUUGUUACAACUUAUACACAAGUCGUUUAUUUCUGGCAUAUCAGUUUUCAUAUAAUCUAAACUUCUACACAAAAUACUCCCAAAUCAAUAUAUAUGUAGUGACAUUUGUGCAAUCUAAAAUAGAAGUGUAUCAUUAAAGAGAUUAUGUCAGUUACACAGCAAAAAUUGUUUCUUUAUUAAAUAUGUAAAAAUAUGUAAUAUGUCAUCCUUUCACUACCAUAUUAUUUUCUUUAAAUGGGAAGGUAAAUAAAAUAUGCAAUGCAAAUAAUACAGUGGCAUGGGAAUUAAAUAUAUCAUAAGUAUGUACAUAUAAACAAAAUAAAAAAAAAUAUUAAGAGUUUAAAUUAUUGCAAGAUUAGUUUGAAAUGCAAUAAUUUUUUUCAUUUUUGCAACUUUAAAUAUACUAUAUCAUAUCUCAUUACUUGAAUGAACAUUACAAACAUAUGUACUUGGAACUCUGGUAGUCUUCAACAUCUGUGUACAUGACUAAAUAGUGCUACCACUACAAGUCUCCUAAUACUUGUUCACUUCAAAGUCCUUUGAUGUCAGAAUAACAUCCUCACACAUUACUCACCCUCUAAAUAUAUGUACACUUUUCAGUAAGACCCUUGGGGAUAAUAUUCACAAUCGCUAGGAAUAUCUAGGUAAUGGAAUGCUUACCAAAUCCAGAAUGAAAACAAAUUGAAGAUAACCUAGUCCUCAACGGGAAAGAGAGAGCAGUUGCAUCUAGCCAUUGCAAAGAUUAAGAGCCAAGUUUACCCGAGUCUUUUCUUGUCAAAUGUGGCUUGGUUAGUUUGUGAAGCUGUUUUGCUGUGGAAACAUCUUUCUUUCUUCUAAGGACAUAGCUGAAGUCUCUUAGUGAUCAGCAACACAACUGCCUUAAUAAGUCUUAAUUCCACAUUGUUUCAGUCCACUUCUUCAAUCUUUAUGACACUGGGCCUUCUCUCUCUCUCUCUCUCUCUCUCUCUCUCUCUCUCUCUCUCUCUCUCUCUCUCUGUCACACACACACACACACACACACACA
Portunus trituberculatus (swimming crab) is the source of this 6845-nucleotide messenger RNA. RefSeq lists its product as uncharacterized. The coding region runs from base 1384 to 4119 and encodes 911 amino acids. Gene Ontology annotation, molecular function: DNA binding; ATP binding; DNA topoisomerase type II (double strand cut, ATP-hydrolyzing) activity. The record is from RefSeq and is a predicted model, not a curated record. Lineage: Eukaryota; Metazoa; Arthropoda; Malacostraca; Decapoda; Portunidae. The transcript has 7 exons.